Messenger RNA from Cylindrotheca closterium, 1281 nucleotides. NCBI's taxonomy places the organism in Eukaryota, Bacillariophyta, Bacillariophyceae, Bacillariales, Bacillariaceae. The record is from the annotation of a GenBank genome assembly.
UCUCGAUUGAAACAAAUACCGAGGGAGCCCGAUACAAGAAGUUUGACAUCUCAGAUUCUGAGGGAGCCCAAUCUAACCCUUUAACUUCUUCACCUAUUUCAGAAUCCGAACCUCGAGCAAUUACUUUUGACGACCCGCACGUUUCCGAAGGAGCGCAAACAUAUGAUCCAGAGGUUGAAAUCGUACGACGAAAACAACACCGAUUGUUCAUGUUGCAUGAAAAAUACGGACACCUUGGUUUUGCCAAACUCAAUCUCAUGGCUAGGGCUGGUUUAAUACCUCGAGAAUUAGCAAACGUGGAUGCUCCGACAUGCCCCGGAUGCGCUUAUGGAAAAGCUCAUCGCAAACCAUGGCGAUACAAAGGAACCAACAAACGGCAAAUCAAACCUGCAACUCAUCCAGGACAGGUCAUCAGUGUUGAUCAACUUGCAAGCCCAACACCAGGAUUUGUUCCAACUCAUCGAGGAACUCCUACCACUAUGAGAUACACUGGGGCGACAGUUUUUGUCGACCACUUCAGUGACUUCACCUACAUCCACCUUAUGACGGAAAUGAAUGCGGAAACUACGGUAUUAGCAAAACUAGCGUUCGAACGUGAAUGUGCAACACAUGGAGUUCCUGUAAGACACUAUCAUGCAGACAACGGUUUGUUUGAUACUAAACUAUUUCGAAGUUCAGUUGAAAAGGCUGGGCAAGGCUUAACUUUCUGCGGAGUGAAUGCUCACCAUCAAAAUGGAAAGGCUGAAAGGAGAAUCAAAGAUGUAACUGAGGGAGCUCGAACUGCCUUGAUUCAUGCUGCUCACCGAUGGCCUGAUGCAAUUCACGCCUCACUUUGGCCUGCCGCUCUGAAACAUUACGUCAAUCUCAAAAAUGCAUUACCUACCAAAUUCUCAUCCGAGAUCAAAGUGAAUGGUCGGAAGCAACUGGCCAAGUACGAGGAAUCUCCGAUCUCAAAGAUGUCCCAAGUGGAAGUCGAACCAAACCUGGAACACUUCCAUCCCUUUGGAUCUCCUGUUUAUGUGCUUUCUGACAAUUUGCAAGCCCUAAAAUCUCACAACAAGUGGACUGAUCGCACUCGAGUCGGUAUCUUUUUAUGCCACUCACCAAAUCAUGCAUCCAGCGUACCAUUAGUAUUGAACACCAAAACAGGUUUCGUCUCACCGCAAUUUCAUUGCAUUUACGAUGACGGAUUUGACACCUGUAAACGAGAUGUUCAUUUCACAUCCGCAUGGCAGCGUAAAGCUCAAUUGCAUCUCGAUGAACAAAAGAAACCAAAAACUC